CUUCAGACAUUAUUUAACCUUUCCUCAAAGCCACCAAAAUCGACUUCCUCCUUCCCCUAUUCAGCAAAAGCUCACUUCAAUGGCUAUCUUAUCAAAAUCACUUGAACUCAUGACCAAGACACUGCUGAUCAUCAUGGGCAUGCUGUUGGCUGUUCAUGCUACCAACUUCUUCAAUGAGUUCGACAUCACAUGGGGAGGCAAUAGAGCGAAGAUUCUCAACUCUGGAGAGGUCUUGACUCUGUCUCUCGAUAGUUCCUCCGGGUCGGGGUUCCAGUCAAAGAAUAUGUACAUGUUCGGGAGGAUCGGCAUGCAGCUCAAGCUCGUGCCUGGAAACUCUGCCGGCACAGUCACCUCUUACUACCUGAAGUCGGAUGGAUCUACGUGGGACGAGAUAGACUUCGAGUUCCUAGGGAAUGUGACGGGAGAGCCGUACGUGGUCCACACGAACGUGUACACUCAAGGCAAAGGUGACAGAGAGCAGCAAUUCUAUCUGUGGUUCGACCCCACCAAGGACUUCCACACCUAUUCGGUCCUCUGGAAUCCGCAAACCGUCAUAUUUUACGUGGAUGAUGUCCCCAUAAGGGAAUUCAAGAACAUGAAGCCAAAGGGGGUGGCCUUCCCCAUGGACCAGCCGAUGCGGCUUUUUUCAUCCAUCUACAAUGCCGACCAAUGGGCCACGCGAGGCGGCCUCAUCAAGACCGACUGGUCCUUUUCUCCAUUCACGGCCUCUUACCGGAACUUCAACGCCGGCAGCGCCUGUGUUUUGUCCCCGAACAGGAGGUCUUCGUCUUGCUCGUCCUCUACUGCGUGGCUGAGGGAUGGUUUACACCCUAAGGAGGUGAAGAAGAUGAAAGGGGUGCAGAAGAGAUUUAGGAUAUAUGACUACUGUGUGGAUGGCAAGAGGUUCCCCAGUGGGCUGCCUCCCGAGUGUGGGGCCCUCUAAUGGAACAUAUAUACACGUGUGAAAUUACCAUAUCUGAUCAGAGAUCUCGUAUGUAGUUCAUAUAUAUAAGCAAUAAAUAUAAGUAUAUAUUAUAAUAGA
Messenger RNA from Punica granatum (pomegranate), 1042 nucleotides. The record is from RefSeq and is a predicted model, not a curated record. NCBI's taxonomy places the organism in Eukaryota, Viridiplantae, Streptophyta, Magnoliopsida, Myrtales, Lythraceae.